ACGAUAAGUACGAAUUUUGAUUUGUUUGCUUCUUAAGAAUCACCAGAGCCCCACUGCCAGUGCCAAAGAAGAAGACACAAGGAGGACAGAAGACCGAAAGAAGAAGACGAACAAGAAGAAGAAAGAUGACAUUUUUGCCAGUACUUCGCACUGCUUUCUCCAGGAGAAUCCUCUCGAGGGUCCACUACUCUUCUUGUCUUGCUUCAUAUAAUUCCUUGGUGGGUAACAAUCAAAAUACUAGGUGGACUGGAUUUCACUCUGACACCAGCUCACAUGGUGGUGGAUCCAUGAGAGGAGCUGUCUUUUGGGAACCAAACAAGCCUCUCACCAUUGAAGAAUUCCACAUCCCUCGUCCCAAAGCCGGUGAAAUACUCAUCAAAACAAAGGCCUGUGGAGUCUGCCACUCUGAUCUCCACGUUAUAAAAGGCGAAAUUCCAUUUCCCAGCCCUUCUGUUAUCGGGCAUGAGAUAAGUGGUGAGGUUGUUGAACACGGACCACUUACAGAUGCCAAAAUCAUUGCGAGAUUUCCAAUUGGUUCUCAUGUCAUUGGAGCUUUCAUCAUGCCUUGUGGUAACUGUUCAUACUGUUCAAAGGGCGAAGAUGAUUUAUGUGAAGAUUUUUUUGCUUAUAACCGCGCAAAAGGGACUCUUUAUGAUGGUGAAACUCGGCUGUUCCUCCGCAACAAUGGAAAACCUGUAUAUAUGUAUAGUAUGGGGGGGCUUGCUGAGUACUGUGUUGUGCCAGCACAUGCACUGACUAAUUUACCAGAUUCGUUGCCAUACACAGAGUCUGCUAUUUUAGGAUGUGCAGUAUUUACUGCUUAUGGUGCUAUGGCUCAUGCUGCUGAGGUGCGUGCUGGGGAUUCUGUUGCUGUGAUUGGCGUCGGGGGCGUUGGCUCAAGUUGUUUGCAGAUAGCAAGAGCAUUUGGUGCCUCUGAUGUAAUUGCUGUGGAUGUUCAAGAUGAAAAACUGCAAAAAGCUAAGAUUUUUGGUGCUACUCAUGCUGUAAAUGCAAGCAAGGAAGAUGCUGUUGAAAAGAUAAGAGAAAUAACUGGAGGGAAAGGUGUGGAUAUUGCUGUGGAAGCCCUAGGGAAACCACAGACAUUUGUGCAAUGUACACAAAGUGUGAGAGAUGGAGGAAAAGCUGUAAUGAUUGGACUUGCACAAGCUGGUGCCGUUGGGGAAGUGGACAUAAACCGUCUUGUUCGUAGAAAGGUAAAAGUGAUUGGAUCAUAUGGAGGAAGGGCAAGGCAGGAUCUUCCCAAGCUGGUUAGAUUGGCAGAAACAGGCAUUUUCAAUCUAAGCAAUGCUGUUUCUAGAAGAUAUAAAUUUGAGGAGGCAGACAAGGCUUUCCAGGAUCUCAACCAAGGGAAAAUCAUUAGUCGUGCAGUAGUGGAGAUAAUGUAAUAUCGUUCUCUCCAAGCAUCAAAUUCUCAAUGCUAAAGCUUCCCCUUCAGUAUCAAGGCACGUAUGUGCAAUCUGAAGUGGCAUAAAUAAUGCUAAGAAAUGUUUCUACAGAAUGCUUUGCUACAAUGGUAGCCUUGUUGUCUUCUGUUUGGUUCAAUGCAAUAAAUUUGAACGUUAAUUGUAAAACUUGGUAUGGAAGUGGUUAAAGCCCUGUGUAAAUGGAUUUGUAAUCCAAAGGUAUGUUUUCCCAUGAAUAACAUAUUCUAGUUUUUACUGGUCA
This is a messenger RNA of Ziziphus jujuba (common jujube), 1686 nucleotides long. RefSeq lists its product as uncharacterized. The transcript is spliced from 8 exons. Lineage: Eukaryota; Viridiplantae; Streptophyta; Magnoliopsida; Rosales; Rhamnaceae. Gene Ontology annotation, molecular function: oxidoreductase activity. The record is from RefSeq and is a predicted model, not a curated record. The coding region runs from base 126 to 1406 and encodes 426 amino acids.